CCCAUUUGAACAUAUGUUUGUUUUUUGUCCGUGACAUGACGUCAAUUUAACAAAACAAUGGCCGAGUUCCAAUGGCCCUGGGAGUACACAUUUCCACCUUUUUUCACCUUGCAGCCGCAUGAAGAAACACGCCGGCAACAGCUCAAGGUCUGGACAGAUCUCUUUCUCAAAUACCUCAAACAUAACAAUAAGUUUACGCUUAUUACAAACGAUCAAAACUUGCCAUUAUUUUGCAAUGAAUCUAUAAACCGUCGGCUAUCGCCCGAGCUAAUACUGCUCAUUCUUGAGCAACUGCAGCAAAGUGGACAUGCAGCACCGCUGGACAAACGACGCCAGGAGUGGCAGGUGUAUUGGUACACGCUAGAGGAGUACGGAAACAUGGUCUAUGACUGGAUUCAGGAGACCGGACAAACGAAUAGCAUAUGCACGUUGUACGAGAUAAUCUCUGGUGAAAGUACCAACCAGUUGGAGUUCCAUAAUAUGGAUGAGAACGUAUUGCUAGGCGCUUUGCGUCUACUCGAGGAGAAGGGAAAGUGUGAACUUAUCGAAAUGGAUGGCAGCCAUGGUGUAAAAUUUUUUUAAAUGUGUGCUUGUUUUUUCAAUAUGCAAUGUUUUAAAUAUAGCACAACAAUAUUUGUUUUUCAUUAUUAAAUCUGUGUAUUAUUGUUAAAAAGCGGA
Molecule: messenger RNA, 678 nt
Organism: Drosophila virilis
Lineage: Eukaryota; Metazoa; Arthropoda; Insecta; Diptera; Drosophilidae
Gene: Vps25
Product: vacuolar protein sorting 25
Biological process (GO): protein transport to vacuole involved in ubiquitin-dependent protein catabolic process via the multivesicular body sorting pathway
Cellular component (GO): ESCRT II complex
Molecular function (GO): protein homodimerization activity; structural molecule activity
Source: RefSeq, a predicted model, not a curated record